CCUGUGCUUCUUCUUCUUCUGUUAUCUCAGGCGAUAGUUUCAAUAACUAUCUCAUCAACAGUUGUAAAAGCUGGUUAGUUUAAAAGGAUAAUAAACUAGAGUCAUUUUGUUAAUAAACUUCUAGCAACACACUGACCAAGAGGAGAGAGUUUUAGAGAGAGAAAGUGUUGGUUUCUGGUUUUGUUUGGUUGUUUGAUUGGAGAGGGUGAGGGAGAGGAAGAGAAAGAGAAAGGAAAGAAGAAGACGGAGGGGAAGGGAAUGCAAUUGGGGAAGUACGAGAUCGGAAGGACACUGGGAGAAGGAAAUUUCGGCAAGGUCAAGUACGCUAAGAACCUAGAUUCAGGCCAAUCAUUCGCUGUUAAAAUCUUGGAAAAGAACAGAAUUCUUGAUCUCAACAUCACCGAUCAGAUUAAGAGAGAGAUUAGCACAUUGAAGCUCCUCAAACAUCCAAACGUCGUCAGAUUAAAUGAGGUCUUGGCAAGCAAAACUAAGAUUUACAUGGUCCUAGAAUAUGUGAUUGGCGGUGAACUGUUCGACAGAAUUGCAUCCAAAGGAAAACUCUCUGAGGCUCGAGGCAGGAAGCUCUUCCAACAGUUAAUUGAUGGAGUUAGUUACUGCCACAACAAGGGCGUUUAUCACCGGGAUCUCAAGCUGGAGAACGUCCUCGUUGAUGCAAAAGGAAACAUAAAGAUAUCUGAUUUUGGCCUCAGUGCAUUACCCCAGCAUUUUAGGGAUGAUGGGUUACUGCAUACCACCUGUGGAAGUCCAAACUAUGUUGCUCCUGAGAUUCUUAACAAUAGGGGAUACGAUGGUGCCACCUCAGAUACUUGGUCGUGUGGCGUCAUCUUGUAUGUAAUUCUCACAGGAUAUCUACCAUUUGACGAUAGAAAUCUUGCAGUUCUCUAUCAAAAGAUUUUCAAGGGGGAUGUUCAGAUACCAAAAUGGCUAACCCCAGGAGCACAAAACUUAAUAAGGAGAAUUCUUGAUCCCAACCCUGUUACAAGGAUAACAAUGGCAGAGAUCAAAGCAGACGAAUGGUUCAAGCAAGACUAUAUUCCUGCCAACCCUGAUGAUGACGAAGAAGAUAUAUACGUAGAUGAUGAAGUUUUGUCGAUACAUGAGAUGGCAUCAGAAGCAGAAAAAAAUUCAAAAUCACCAACACUCAUCAAUGCCUUUCAGCUGAUUGGAAUGUCUUCAUUCCUAGAUCUGUCUGGUUUCUUUGAGAAAGAGGAUAUUUCGGAGAGGAAGAUGAGAUUUACAUCCAACCAUUCCUCAAAAGAAUUGCUUGAGAGGAUUGAGAAUAUUGUAACUCGGAUGGGAUUUCAAGUCCAGAGGAAAAAUAGAAGGCUUAAGGUGAUGAAAGAGCACAAAGGUCAGAAAAGCCUGGGGACUCUUUCCGUUGCAGCAGAAGUGUUUGAGAUAAGCAAAUCAUUGUUUGUUGUUGAAUUAAGAAAAUCAUAUGGAGAUUCUACAGUUUAUAGACAGUUAUGUACAAAGCUAGCAAAUGAUCUGGGUGUCUCAACAAGUCAAGAACAGCUGUUGAGCAUGGAAGCUCGAGUAUCCAGAGACAGUUAGACUAGAAACAGCAACAUAAAUAAGCCUCGUAGAGAAUCUGUAAAAAAGAUCCAUAGGUAGAAAUUUAGUUGUUUUUUUUAUUUAUUUACUUUUGGGUUGGCAAUUCAUUGUUUCAUCUCAGACAUAACUAGUCUGUUUGUAUACCUAAAAUGGGACACAUUCUUUGUUCAAGGUGCAGAGAUGACUAUCGGCUGAACUGUUUCUCUCAGCAGUGACCACACAAGUCUUAGACCACUCGUUAACCACCAUCCUCGACUUGUUUCAAAUGCAAUGAGUUGUUCAUGAAUGGUUCGAGCUCGACUCAUUUGAAUUCGAGCUCAAUUUGUUUAGUAAACGAAACAGUAUUGGACUUGGUUGUUCAUGAAUGUAGGCUCGUGUAGGCUUAUAAAUAUACAUUCAUAAACACAAGCUUCAUAUGUUCAUGAACAUGUGUUGAUGAACAUAGACUUGUAUAGCCCCAGCUAAUUCCAAACUUUUCAAAAUAAUUAAUGACGAGCUGAGCACGUGCUCAUCUUUUCAAGUUUGUAA
Molecule: messenger RNA, 2103 nt
Organism: Cornus florida
Lineage: Eukaryota; Viridiplantae; Streptophyta; Magnoliopsida; Cornales; Cornaceae
Product: CBL-interacting serine/threonine-protein kinase 1-like
Exons: 12
Coding region: 259-1575 (438 amino acids)
Biological process (GO): signal transduction; protein phosphorylation
Molecular function (GO): protein kinase activity; ATP binding
Source: RefSeq, a predicted model, not a curated record